CCAUACAAACAAGCAUAAUCAUCAUCAACAUACUUUUCCGUCCACCUUUCUCUCUUCCCUUCUCUCCCUCUGAUGCCUUGAAAGUCCUCACCCUCUCUUUCUCUCUCUCUCUCUUUCUCAUUGAUUCGUUUAUGGGGAAGCUGGCGGAGGCGCAGGUUUGCACGACCGGCACCUUCCAUGUGUGGAGGACGCUUCUGAAUUGGUUCUCUUUUCUGUUCCAAAUCUUCCUCCAGUUGUUCCGGGGGCCGCCUUCCUUUGGCCGAGUCCUCGCCUUUUUUGGUCUUCGGCAGUCGCUGCUCUGCUCCCCGUCCUUCCCUCCGUUUAAGCCCCUCCCCGUCGACAUACAGUCCGAUGAUGUUCCUUCUGACCUCCCGCAGGACAAACCCAUCGACAGGCUAACGGUGGUGCUAGACUUGGAUGAGACUCUGGUGUGUGCUUACGAGACAUCUAGCUUGCCAGGUUCUGUUCGUGAUCAAGCAACUGAAGCUGGAUUAAAAUGGUUUGAGUUGGAGUGUGUGUCUGUUGACAAGGAUGGUGAAGGAAAGCCCAGAGUAAAUCAUAUCACUGUAUUUGAACGUCCUGGUCUGCAUGAGUUUUUGGCACGAACAAGUGAAUUUGCGGAGCUUGUGCUUUUCACAGCUGGACUUGAAGGCUAUGCCAGGCCACUUAUUGACAGAAUAGAUGUUAACAAUAGAAUCUCCCUUCGGCUUUACCGUCCUGCAACAAUUAGCACGAAAUACCGAGAACAUGUGAAGGAUCUUACAUGUUUAUCCAAAGACCUUGGUCGUACAGUCAUCGUUGACAACAAUCCUUUUAGCUUUCUAUUGCAACCUCUAAAUGGAAUACCUUGUGUUCCAUUUUCAGCAGGACAGCCUGAAGACAUGCAGCUAAUACAGGUUAUUCUUCCACUACUCGAACAACUUGCUAUGCAAAAGGAUGUGCGGCCUCUGCUUUAUGAACAAUACCACAUGCCAGAAUGGUUUCAAAAGCAUGGCAUUCCAACUUCUGCGCCAGUAUAGUCUUUCAUUGACGUUGCUGCUGCUACUUUAGAUCGAGGAGAGACCUCAUGACCAUAACACUUCCUGUAAAAUGCCACUCAGUUUUGGCAGUUUAUAGUUGAAACAAAUGUAGGAUUGAAGGACAACCUGCAUAGAUGGCUAGCUGCAAGGGUGGCACCUCGUGGAGAAAACAACAUUAUUACCCUGGCCAUUGUUUGCUCCAAGUACAGGUUAGGGAAAUAAAUGUGGGGCAGUGGUAUGUAGAUAGAAGAGACUAUGAUUUAUUGUAUCAGCUAUGUAUAUGGUAUGUAUUGUUCCUGCUGUAGUGAAUAUCUAUCAUUGUGUACGACUUCUUGGA
This is a messenger RNA of Nymphaea colorata (pocket water lily), 1356 nucleotides long. RefSeq lists its product as uncharacterized. Bases 132 to 1019 code for a protein of 295 amino acids. The transcript is spliced from 6 exons. The record is from RefSeq and is a predicted model, not a curated record. NCBI's taxonomy places the organism in Eukaryota, Viridiplantae, Streptophyta, Magnoliopsida, Nymphaeales, Nymphaeaceae. Gene Ontology annotation, molecular function: phosphoprotein phosphatase activity.